CAAUGAUGACAAUGACCGGUGAUGGUGAGGAUGAUGAUGACGAUGACCACGUGACCAUGACCAGUGACCAUGACCAUGACCAAUGAUGACCAUGACCAGCAAUGGUGAGGGUGACAAUGACUGACAGUGACAGUGAUGAUGACGAUGACACCGAUGACAUCACUGAUGGUGAUGAUGAUGACACCAAUGACAUCACCAAACGACAUCACCUAUGAUGACAACGCUGAUGAUGUCACCAAUGAUGCCACCGAAUGACAUCACCAAUUACGAUGACACUGAUGACGUCACAAAUGACAAUGACACCGAUGACAUCACCAAUGAUGCCACCAAAUGACAUCACCAAUUACGAUGACACCAAUGGCAUCACUGAUGAUGACUAAUGACAUCACCAAUGACAAAACCAAUGACUGACACCAACGGCAUCACCGAUGAUGAUGAUAUUGAUGACAUCACCAAUGACAUCACCGAUGAUGAUGACACCGAUGACAUAACCGAUGAUGAUGAUACCAAUGACAUCACCAAUGACAUCACCGAUGAUGAUGAUAUCGAUGACAUCACCAAUGGCAUCACCGAUGAUGAUGAUAUUGAUGACAUCACCAAUGACAUCACCGAUGAUGAUGAUAUUGAUGACAUCACCAAUGGCAUCACCGAUGAUGAUAUCCAUGACAUCACCAAUGACAUCACCGAUGAUGAUGAUGACACCAAUGACAUCACCGAUGAUGAUGAUAUCGAUGACAUCACCAUUGGCAUCACCGAUGAUGACACCAAUGGCAUCACCGAUGAUGAUAUCGAUGACAUCACCAAUGGCAUCACCGAUUAUGAUGAUGACACCGAUGACAUCACCGAUGAUGAUGAUACCGAUGACAUCACCAAUGACAUCACUGAUGAUGAUGAUAUCGAUGACAUCACCAUUGGCAUCACCGAUGAUGACACCAAUGACAUCACCGAUGAUGAUAUCGAUGACAUCACCAAUGACAUCACCAAUGGAUGAUGAUGACGACGCCGAUGACGUCACCGCCGGCGCCCCGCCGCCGGGCCAGGCCCCUCCCCCAUCCCGUGCAUGUUUCUUGAAAUCAUUCCCGCCCUUUUCUCCCCAAAAUCCGCCCCCGAUCCGAAGGCUCCGCUUGACUCAAGCCCUUCGUUAAUUAAUUAACCCUGAACCCAUUAAUUAACAGCAAACCUCAGGCAGCUCCCGGGGUUUCCCUUCCCGGUGUCCGUCCGGAUUAUCCCGGGAAUUUCCCGGCGCCGUCGCUUGGACUUCCAGAAAAAAAAUAUCCACCGGAUUUUUGGGGUGAAUUCCCGGGAAAAAUCAGGAUAAAACCACCGGAAUUCCGCUCUCCCGCCCUUCCGGGGCCGCGGGGUUUCAGUUUGGGGUGAGAAAAGUCGGAUUUGGGACGGUUUUGGGGGUUUUUUUUUUCCGAGAUUUUUCGGUUUUGUCGUUUUUGCUUCCGUUGGGUGGGAAAAGAAAAAGAAAACCAGGAAAAAUCCUGAAAAUCCCAAAAAUCCCAGCUUGGAUCCGUGCAA
Messenger RNA from Pseudopodoces humilis (Tibetan ground-tit), 1524 nucleotides. NCBI's taxonomy places the organism in Eukaryota, Metazoa, Chordata, Aves, Passeriformes, Paridae. The record is from RefSeq and is a predicted model, not a curated record.